AUGCCCUUCGAGCUUCCUCUCAUUUCACAUCGAAGCUUCACACUUCCGAUGACCGCUGCCAGCUACCUUGUGAAUGUCCUAAUCGUUAAUGUCGCAGGAUAUAACCGCCUUUUGAAACGUCUUGUCGAGAAUGAGCCAUCGACCCAUAUGAGUAACAACAUAUCGGCUAAAGGCAACCAUAUCCUAAGUUUGCCAUUAACACGUGUGACUUGA
Molecule: messenger RNA, 213 nt
Organism: Plasmopara halstedii
Lineage: Eukaryota; Oomycota; Peronosporomycetes; Peronosporales; Peronosporaceae
Exons: 2
Coding region: 1-213 (70 amino acids)
Source: RefSeq, a predicted model, not a curated record